GACUCCUCCCGACUGGCGAUGCCUCAGUGUUGCCGUGGACAACGGUUGUUCUUCCGCUCCAAAUCACCUUUAGUCACACCCUUCUGCUCCGCAUUUGUCAGCUUCACUGUCACUCAAAUCUGUCCUUCGUAUUACGAUUCGGGUAUUCAAAUAUCAAUCACCAUUGACGCCCUUCUAUUGGCUGUACGCACGAGUGGGCUUGUCUUGGGAAUUAAACCAAUGCAGGGAGAGAGAUCAGCAGCAGUCCUCGCACGAAUGCAACAAGUGGAUUUUAUUAUGUACGAUAGUUACCACUUUAUGUCGUUUUAGUACGCUAUUAUGAGGACAAAUCAACUCCAGGUUAGGUUUAUACGCUAAAAUAGAGUUUGGUGAGUUCUAAAUCUAAAUCUAGAACUCUGGUCUUUGUUGGGUCCUGCUCGCGAAUGUUCCAUGUGUGAGGGGAUUAUGGUGAAACUCACGGAUUUGCCAAAGUUUGAUAUGCACGCGAUCUGGAGUGUCGCGUGACCUCUCAUCUAAACAGGGGCGCGCGCUUGCCUUUGUUUGAGUUGUAACGGUGCAGGUCUCACUGGGCCCAGAGUAACAAGUGUUCGUUGAUAUAGUGGACAGGUGAGUGCCCCCGUGGGCAGGGAUGUCUGACAAUGCCUCUGAUGAAGAUGCAGCUCUUAGGGAAGAAGGAGUCUCGGGGGAAUCUGUGCGAAAGGGAUGUGAUCCUCUGGUCUUAACUCAGCGCAGCAAACUUCAGCAACGAAGAGCCAAACUCAAUCAGCAAAUCAACCGUGAGCUCCGUUUGCGAACAGGAGCGGAAAAUCUGUACAGGGCUACAACUAAUCAGAAGGUUAAAGAGACGGUGUCGUUGGAGUUGAGCUUUGUAAACUCAAACCUGCAGCUACUCAAAGAAGAACUGGAGGAGCUGAAUAGCAGUAUGGAGGUUUACCAGACUGAUAGUGAGAAAGUAAAUGUUCCUAUGAUCCCACUUGGACUAAAGGAGACUAAGGAAAUUGACAUGACUAUUCCCCUUCAGGACUUCAUCAGUGAACAUUAUGGUGAAGAUGCUUCUCUCUAUAUGGCAGAGAUCAAAGAGUUUAUGGAUCUCAGACAAGCCAUGCGGACCCCUAGCCGUAAUGGCGCAGGGCUCAAGCUGCUCAUGGAGUACUACAACCAGCUCUACUUUCUGGACCAGCGCUUCUUUGCUCCACACAAAACACUGGGAGUUCACUUCCACUGGUAUGACUCCCUGACCGGUGUGCCAUCAUGCCAGAGAGCGCUGGCUUUCGAAAAGGGAAGUUUAUUGUUCAACAUUGGAGCGCUGUACACACAAAUCGGUGCAAGACAAGAUCGCUCCAUGCUGCCUGGCAUCCAUAACGCAAUUGAUGCUUUCCAGAGAGCAGCUGGUGCAUUUCUCUACUUGCAAGAGAACUUCUCUCAUGCUCCCAGCCUAGAUAUGAGUAGCCCUGCACUGAGCAUGCUGGUUCGCCUCAUGGUCGCUCAGGUUCAGGAGUGUGUUUGUGAGAAAGUAACGCUUACUAUAGAAGAGGACGACCUCAUGUCAAACCUGCAGGCAGCUCAGGAGGCAGCACGGGUUUCAGAUGUCUAUUCCCUGGUGCUGCAGGCCAUGUCAGUGCCUUUGCUGAAAGAUUACGUUCCAUUCUCCUGGGUCUCUGUGGUUCAGGUCAAAACUCAGCAUUUCAGAGCCUUGGCCCACUACUACACUGCUGUUGCACUGUGUGACUGCACAGAUAUGAUUGACAAGGACGAGGAUGAUGGUUCAGGAGUGAAGGCCCUAGUGCAGGUCCACACCAGACCUCCAGACAGACUGUGUCUACAAGAGCCAGAGGACAGACUGAGGCUGGGUAAAGCUCAUUUGCGUAAAGCUAUCAUAAGACACGAGGAGGCGCUACGUCUCCAUGGUGUGUGCAAGAUACUGCGCAAGAUGGAUAUUUUACAGGAAGUUCUGUCAUAUGCACACACACGUUCACUGGAAAAAUACUCAGGCAUUGAUCAAGAGGAUGAUUUUUGUGAAAUUGCAGAAGCUCCAGAGAUUCAGUCUCACACUCAUCAAAAGCCUGAUAUUCAAACCCCUGACUUCAGCUCGGUUAGAAUAACGGACGUCUUUCACCGACUGGGUCCUCUCUCUGUAUUCUCUGCUCGGAAUCGAUGGGUGAGGCGCCGUGUGUGUCUGAUUCAGGAAGAGACAGGGCUUGGUCUCACUCUGCGAGGUGAUUCACCGGUUCUGGUUGCCGGUGUGUUGCCGGGGGGUUGUGCUGCAGAAGCAGGAUUGUGUGAAGGUGAUUAUAUUGUGGCUGUGAAUGGUUCAGACUGCAAGUGGGCAGAACACGCAGAAGUAGUGCACGCUCUGAAAAGUUGCUCGGAGAGAGGAGUGGAGCUUGACGUUAUUACCCUCCAAACUCACGAGAUGGAGAGAAGGGCGGCCUCACUUUCACCCAGCAGUGACAGGGAGACUCAGUCUGCCAGGCAGAAGGGACACAGCAAGGAUAAUGACAGAGGCGCUACCUCUUUACUGAACUGGAGCUGGAGAAGUGGAGGAGGAGGCGGAGUUACGAAAAGACUUGGUAGCACUUUCAGCCUCCCUUUUGGCAGCUUGCAUGAGAGUGAGUCCAUGUACUGACAGAAAAUGAGGAUGCAUUUAAGCAAAAGAAAAGCACUAUUCUUCCUUCCUAGCAUUGUCAAUUUGUCAGUAAUACGUCAGCAGUUAUAUGAAAGGUAUAUUAACUGAAAUUAUGUGAAUAAAUUACAAAAGCUUAUGAUGGUAUUAUUUAAUCUUACAUAAAAUUUCCAGGUUUGUACUUAGUUUUUGUAGUGUAGUUAAUAAGGACAACAAUAUAGUAUGCAUCACUUUUCCACUGUCUGUUGUGCUUCACAAAACAAGGUGAAUGAUUUUCAUAUCUGACUUCUGACUUCAGUCAUGUGUUCAGCAACAAAAAAAACUGACAAGGAAAUGCUAAAGGUGGUUUAUGGUUCCUUUAAAAAAAUGUGCAGUGUGUUUUGAGUGCUAUCCAGCUUUGCAGUGAUGAAAUGUAUGUACCUAGCAAAGCUAUCAAACCACAUACUUUUGAUAAGUUCUUUAUUUAGAACAUUUGUGUAUA
Molecule: messenger RNA, 3104 nt
Organism: Colossoma macropomum (tambaqui)
Lineage: Eukaryota; Metazoa; Chordata; Actinopteri; Characiformes; Serrasalmidae
Gene: rhpn1
Product: rhophilin, Rho GTPase binding protein 1
Exons: 16
Coding region: 629-2626 (665 amino acids)
Biological process (GO): signal transduction; negative regulation of stress fiber assembly
Molecular function (GO): protein binding
Source: RefSeq, a predicted model, not a curated record